Messenger RNA from Xenopus tropicalis (tropical clawed frog), 2165 nucleotides. It is a transcript of the gene mns1, whose product is annotated as meiosis specific nuclear structural 1. Lineage: Eukaryota; Metazoa; Chordata; Amphibia; Anura; Pipidae. The record is from RefSeq and is marked validated. Gene Ontology annotation, cellular component: nucleus; axoneme.
CCUGGGUAACACACAAACAGGCAGAAGAUAUAGAGGAGGAGGAAGAGGGACAGUGUAAGGGCACCGGGAAGCAAUUCUGGCGUUUGGGGCUCCUCAUUCUGACCUGCUGCAGCAAUGAUGAUGUCCAGGAAAAAUGUUACUUACAGACAAAGGGAGAAGUUGAUAGCAGAGGCGCAGAGGCAAGAAUUCCUUCGGGAGGACCGAAUUAAACAUUUAAACUAUGAACAGCAAAUGGCGGAAAGUUUAAAGAGUGAGGAACGCGUGGAAAAGAAACGUUUCUUACAACGUUUACAAAAUGAAGAACACGAGAAGAGAAUGGAUGAGGCUAUACAACUGGGAGAAGAAAGCAGGAGGUUAAAAGAGCGCCAGCUGGAACAAGAAGAGAGAAUGGCAUUGGAAAUGGCAAGAAUAAAACAUGAAAAGCUAAAAGAUGAAAAGAUAAGACAACAAAUAAGAGAAAACAGCACUGAACUUCGUGAGCUGGAACAAAAGCUCAAAGCUGCAUACCUCAACAGGGAGCGGGCAGCUCAGAUUGCAGAAAAAGAAGUUUUAAAGUAUGAACAGAUGAAAGAAGACUUGGAAACUGUUCGUAAAAUGCAAAAAGAUCAAGAAAGAGCUGAAGAUGAAGAGAUUGUCAGAGAAACCAAGCGCUAUCAGGAGAAACUAAAUUACCAGAUAGAGUUGGAGAGGCAGUUGGAAGAAAAAGAGAAAACAAGACAAGAAGCUUACCAUGAAUUCCUUAAAGAGAAGAUUCUUAUUGAUGAAAUUGUUAGAAAGAUCUAUGAGGAGGACCAAAUGGAAACACAGCUAAAGCUGGAAAAAAUGAAUGCCACACGGAGAUACAUUGAAGAAUUCAAAGAGCAGCAGCAAACCUGGAGAAACAUGGAACAGACAAGAAUGGAAGAGGAGAACAGGAAAAUCCUGGCAUUUGCCAACAUGCAGCAGAGGAGAGAGGAGGAUCGUAUGGCAGAGGUGCGAGAGCGUGAACAGCAGAAGAAGGCUCUACAGGAGAAGCUUGCAGAACAGAUCCAGAAAGAGCAACAGCAGCGAGAAGAACUUGAGCAAAUGCGUGAAGAGCUGUACCUGGAGGAACAGGCUGAGGAAGCCAGGCAAAAGGCAAUUUCAGAGAUGGAGAAAAAAAUCCGCCAGCGUCUUGAAAUGCAGCAAACAUUUGAAGAGCAAAUGGCAUUUAAGCAAAUUGUGCAGCAAGCUGCAAAAGAGGAGGAGGAAGCAUUUGUACAAGCCAUGCUAGCCAAGUUUGCAGAGGAUGACCGAAUUGAGCAGAUGAAUGCACAAAAGAGGAGGAUGAAACAGCUUGAGCAUAAGAGAGCAGUGGAGAAACUUCUAGAGGAGCGGCGCCAGCAGUUUAUUGCAGACAAAGAACGUGAACUUCAAGAGCGGCAAGAAGAAGAAAGACGAGAAUCAUUCCGCAGAGCAAUUAUUGAGGAGGAAAGGCAGAAAAUCCUCAAACAACAUGCUACUCAGUUGCUUGGGUAUCUUCCAAAAGGAAUAUUUAAGGGUGAAGACGAUCUUAAUUUGUUUGAUGAAGGAUUUCGCCAAGAUUUUCAGAAAAGAAGAGCAGACAUAUCAUCAAAUGAUGGAUGGGAUUAACUAAAUAAUUUUAGAAGCUACAGAAUGAAUUUACUUCAAUGACACGAGGGCUCACAUAGAGAAGCAAGCACAGAGCAAGAGUGUGCAACUUGCAAGUACUUUACCUAUGCAAGUGUAAAAUAGCAAUCCAGUUCUUCAGUCAAUAGGAGGGAAAUUUAUAAACACUGGGCAAAUUUUCUUUUUGGUCAGUAACCAAUGGCAACUAGUCAGAUGUUUCCUUUCAUUGUUUUACCUGCAGAUGGCUGAAAAAAAAUCUCUGGUUGCUAUGGGUUACUUCUCAGGUGCAUAUUUGCCCCGAGUUCAUAAGUGAGCCCUCAAGUGUGCAUGAAUUGCAUGCGUAGGGGCAGCACGCUAUUAUCACAAUUUAUCACAGCAGGCUGAACGGCCAACAUAAGCAAUCACCAUAAGUAGCUUUGUAAAUAGUACUGAACAUAAUUUGGAGCACAAUUUUGUUCUUGCUCUCGUAAAUGAGUCCUGGUUGUGUACUGUAAAAUAAUUGUUGUUAUCUGGUUCUUUUAUGUAAAUUAAGAAACAAAUAAAAGCUGUAGAAACCA